UGGCGGGGCUGACGUGGCGGCCCCGGGUUAGCGAGCUCUAGCCGCUGCGUGAUAGGGGAGCGGAAGACCGGGCUUGGCCCUCCCUGCCCGGCCCCGGCGGCGGCGGCGUGAGCUGUAUAAAGCCGGCGGCAGGGAGAAUGUAAUGUCGUUAUGCGGAGGCCGCGGUGGCGGCAGCGGCGACCAAGACGGCGGGGAAGGCGGCGAGGGCUCCGAGGGCUCCGGUGGCAGCGGCGGCGGCUCCUCCAGCCCGGCCCCUACCGGCCCCGCGGGCCUUCUGUGCCAGCGUCUGCGCGGCGCCUCCCUGAUGGCCCGGCGGAGGCCCGAGUUGCUGUGUGGGGUCGUGGCGGUGGGCUGUGCGCUGCUCCUGGCCCUCAAGUUCACGUGCAGUCGUGCAAAAGAUGUGAUAAUACCAGCAAAACCACCAGUAAAUUUCUUCUCUUCAAGAUCUCCUGUCCUUGACCUCUUCCAAGGACAGUUGGACUAUGCAGAAUAUAUUCGUCGAGAUUCAGAAGUGGUCUUGUUGUUUUUCUAUGCUCCAUGGUGUGGACAAUCUAUUGCUGCAAAGGGAGAAAUUGAACAAGUAGCAAACAGGCUUGCAGACCAGGUGCUGUUUGUGGCAAUUAACUGUUGGUGGAACCAAGGGAAGUGCAGAAAACAGAAACAUUUCUUUUACUUUCCUGUAAUAUAUCUGUAUCAUCGGAGUUUUGGACCAAUUGAGUACAAAGGCCCCUUGCGUGCUGUUUACAUUGAGAAGUUUGUUCGCCAGGUGAUGAUGCCACUUCUCUACAUCCCCUCUCGGUCAGAAUUACUAGAUUUUCUCUCAAAUUAUGAGGUUUUGAGUUUGGGGGACUCUGAGAAUGUUUGUGUCCUUCGGGAAGCUGGUAUGGCAAAACUCUUUGGGAAAAAGCCUGGUGUACUUGGAUAUUUUGAGUUCAGUGGUUCUCCCCAGCCUCCUGGUUAUUUGACAUUCUUCACUUCAGCCUUACAUUCAUUAAAGAAAGAUUACCUAGGAACAUUACGCUUCGGUGUUAUCACAAAUAAACAUCUUGCCAAACUGGUGUCCUUGGUACACUCUGGAAGUGUGUAUUUACAUAGGCAUUUCAACACAUCACUUGUCUUUCCAAGAGAAGUAAUGAACUACACAGCUGAGAAUAUUUACAAAUGGGCUUUAGAAAAUCGAGAAAUGCUUGUUCAAUGGCUACGACCACAUGGAGGGAAAAGUCUUCUCCUGAAUAAUGAACUCAAGAAAGGACCAGCACUUUUUUUAUUUAUACCUUUUAAUCCCUUAGCUGAAAGUCAUCCUCUAUUAGAUGAGAUUACCGAAGUGGCCUUGGAAUACAACAACUGUAAUAAAAGUCAGGUAGUUGAACAACUACUUCAACACCUGAGACACGUGGAUUCAUCAACAUUGGAUUCUCUGGUAUCCAACCCCCCAAUCCAACUGGCAGAAUCAUCUUCAAUAACUGAGUCCCCCUGCUGCAAUACUGUGGUGCUUCCCCAGUGGCAUUCCAUCUCAAGAACCCACAAUGUCUGUGAGCUUUGUAUCAACCAGUCAACUGGGAUUAAGCCAAGUAAAGUCAAUGUGCCACAGUGCAGUUUUUUUGAGAUAGCAGCAGCUUUGGAUUCAUUCUACCUCAAGGAACGCACCUUCUAUCAAGUUACAUCAGAUAGCAUAGAAUGCAGCAAUUUUUUAAGUUUCUAUAGUCCUUUUAGCUACUACACUGCAUGUUGCAGGACCAUGAAUAGGGGCUUGAUGAGCUUCACUAAUUCCGAAGAGGAUAUCUUUCAGUCCCCUCCCAUCGCACUUUCUUCCCAUGAGAAGAAAUGUGAGGUUGAUAACCCAACUUCCGUUCCUCACAUUGAGGAGAGCCUCCCUCUCUUUCCUGAUGUUGACAUUAAUAGCACAAGUAUCACUGGCCUGAGCUGCAGGACCAACAAGACCUUGAACCUUUAUCUAUUGGAUUCAAAUUUGUUCUGGUUGUAUGCAGAAAGGCUGGGUGCAUCAAGUUCGACUCAGGUUAAAGAGUUUGCCGCUAUUGUGGAUGUAAAAGAAGAAUCUCAUUAUAUCUUGGACCCCACACAAGCUCUUGUAAAGCCCACUCUAGAGUCUUUUAUUCAGAACUUCAGCGUUCUCUACAGUCCAUUGAAAAGGCACCUUAUUGGAAGUGACACUGUCCAUUUUCCUUCUCAGCACAUAAUCUCUGAAGUAACAACGGAUACCUUUUGGGAGGUAGUCCUUAGAAAACAGGAUGUUUUAUUACUGUAUUAUGCCCGUUGGUGUGGGUUCUGUGCAUCUCUCAAUCAUGUUUUCAUCCAGCUUGCUCGUCUUCUGCCUCCAGAUAAAUUCACUGUGGCCAGGAUUGAUAUAGGUCAGAAUGAUCUUCCCUGGGAAUUUAUGGUUGACCAUCUCCCUACCAUUUUGUUUUUUCCAGGCAACAGGAAGGACUUGAGUGUGAAAUUUCCCGAGGACUCCGCCAUCACCCUUCCCAAUCUGCUGAAGUUCAUUCUGCGGUAUUCAGACCCCAUUUCCACCGGUGGGAGCUCCGCUGACCCCCAAACCAAAGAACGUCUUCAGAAUGAGGCAGUAUUACAGAAAGGACACAUAGCCCACUUAGAGAAAGAGAUUCAUAAAUUAAGAGCAGAAAUCACCACUCUUCAUCAGGCUCAAGCCCAAGUGGAAUCCCAACUUUCAGAUGCCAGAAGAGAUAAACACAGACUGCAAAAGCAAAAACAAACACUGGAAAAGCAACAUAGUGUUCUUCAGCUCCACAGUGAGCAGUUAGAAGCUCUCUAUGAGCAGAAAACCAGAGAGCUGGAGGAGAUGGCAGUGAAGCUUCAAGAACUAGCAGAUGCGUCAGAAAACCUUUUAACAGAAAACGCUUUACUGAAAAUCUUGGUAGCAACAAUGGAAGGAAAAUUAGAAAAUGAAGAAUCUGAAAAAUCUAAUACUCUGCGAGAGACACUGUCUCAUGAAACUGAAAUCCAGUCACGGGACAACACAAAACUUGCCACUAAUAUGAGUUCUCCUAUGGCUUCUGAACAGAAUAAUGAAAAUAGGACAGAUUGAUUUUUAAGAUUAUAUGAAAAAAUCAGAUGGGACAGUUGUAUACUGGGAAGAUAAUUUAUGCAAAUUUUAUUGAAAUUCAUUGUAAAUAAAAAUUUUUCUCAGUGGUCUAGAAAA
Monodelphis domestica (gray short-tailed opossum) is the source of this 3181-nucleotide messenger RNA. RefSeq names its product thioredoxin domain containing 11 (gene TXNDC11). The record is from RefSeq and is a predicted model, not a curated record. NCBI's taxonomy places the organism in Eukaryota, Metazoa, Chordata, Mammalia, Didelphimorphia, Didelphidae.